Myxocyprinus asiaticus (Chinese sucker) is the source of this 3838-nucleotide messenger RNA. RefSeq names its product gasdermin-E-like. Gene Ontology annotation, biological process: programmed cell death. The record is from RefSeq and is a predicted model, not a curated record. Lineage: Eukaryota; Metazoa; Chordata; Actinopteri; Cypriniformes; Catostomidae. The transcript has 11 exons. Gene Ontology annotation, cellular component: cytoplasm. Bases 166 to 1776 code for a protein of 536 amino acids.
GAUGUCAUCACACGUGGUUGUGGGGACUUCUCAGGAGUGGAGGGAGGCAUUUACAUUUCUGUGAAACUGUUGAAUGGUCGUAUUUUCUGUCAGGACUCACGAGAAGCACUCGCUUCACCAGCCGAAGACCGCAAAACUGGUUCACUGCCUAAACAACAACAAGGGAUGUUUGAGAAAGCGACAAAGAAGCUGGUCCAACAGACAGAUCCUCAUGGUGCUCUGAUUGCGGCUUCCAGUCUGAAUGAUUCAAAAAAACUCAAGCCGCUUGCGGUGGUGCUGAAAAGCCAAAAAGUUUGGUUCUGGCAGCGAACUAAGUACAGACCUACACCCUUCACUCUUCAAGACCUGCUGCUGGGGAAAGCAAUAAAACCAGUGCUUGAGGAGACAGACUUUGUGAAAUAUCAGGGAAUGUACACGGACUCUGUGAGUGGAUAUGCGAAGGUGGGUGGUGGCGGUGUCGCCAUGUCUGCUACUGGACAAGGCACGUUUAAACUCUCCUUAUCUCGUGCAUCACUUCGCAAGGAGGAUGUAAAUAUUCAAAGACUUCUGAUGGAUUCCAGAGGCAGGAAGGUGGACCUCUGCCACUCCUUGAUUCAGCAGUCAAUGAAAAGGAAAAUGGGUUUUACCCUGCUUAAAGAACGAAUCUUUACCACCUGUGAAUGCACAAUCUCCUGUACUGGACUGGAGGAGGGCAGCUGUCACGGGAUUUUGGGAAUAAGUUUUGCAGAGAUGUCCAUGAAAGGAAGCGGUAAACUCAACUCUAAGAUUGCCAUAGAGAUCCCACCAGACACUGUAAUGGCUUACAGUGUCAUUGAAAUGAGCCUCAACAGUGAUGGCUAUUUUGAUUUGUGCACUGAGCCGAGUGGGAUUGAGGAAGAUGACAUUUCUCAGAAUCCCUUUCCCGGUUACACAGAGGUGGAUGGUCUGUUGAAACAAGAGAUUCAGGAGGGGUCCCCGCUUAGUACCCUGAAGAAAGCACUUGCAGAUGCUCAGACUAGGUUUUGUUCACUGGAUGAUCUGUCUGAUGAGUGUCAUUCCUCCUUACUGAUAUUGUUGAGACAAAUUCUGUUGGAUCGAUCCGUCCUAUCAGCUUUGAUGGAUAGGCUCGAGGUGCUAAGCAGUGAUGAAGCUCCAUGCUUCUUCAAGGAUGAGUUGUCUGAGGAACAGAGCCAGAUCAUUAGUACAUUUUUAGACUUGCUGAAGUGUGAACCAUUUGACAAGGGUGGUCUCACCACAACAUCGAUGGCAUUGUCCAAUCAGAAUGGAUCUCAGCUAUCAACAGCCGAUUACAAUGACUUUCCUUUUGCAUCUGAAAUGUACGGAUCAUCACAGAAUGGUUGUCAUACAGCCGUAUUCCAUCCGAAUGGAAGUUCAUCAAAAGCAACCAAGCAAAGCACACAAGUUCUGAUUGCCAUGCAUAUGCUGAUCAGCGGUAUUGAGGAACUGACAGAUGAUGGACUGGACCUGCUAGGACAUUUCUGUACUUCUGAAGGUCUCAGAAGUCUUAAAGAUUUAACAAAUCUUCUGACUGCUAACUGCAGGCCGCUCUGCAAGGACAUCAUCCCUGUUUUCUUACAAAAGGAGGAUGAAUUCCACAGAGUGGAGGAACUUUUUAAAUCAUGCAAUGUUUUGUUAAGGAAAAAGGAUAACAUACUGUCUGCAGAAGUAAGUUCUGGAGAAGGAUUCCUCCCGCUGGUAUUGUGUAUAGCCAUACACGGUCUUGCGUCUUUAGUUAGAUUUAGUGAUGGCGGAUGUGUUAAAAUGGAGAACGUAUGAAAUGUUCCUUGUGUUAUCAGUAUGAUUGAAAUGUUAAAGAUGGAUAUAUACUUUCUUAUAAUUGUGCUAAUUUUACCUUUGUUACUUUUAUAUCAGUUUAUCUAAUAGCUAAUAUUUCUCCAACAAGGUGCAUUUUAUUAAACAUUUUUAUAUUAGAUACGCUGGCGACCAAAAGUUUGGAAUAAUGUACAGAAUUUGCUCUUAUGGAAAGAAAUUGGUACUUUUAUUCACCAAAGUGGCAUUCAGCUGAUCACAAUGUAUAGUCAGGACAUUAAUAACGUGAAAAAUUACUAUUACAAUUUGAAAAAAAAUGUCAAAUUAAACUACUUCAAAGUUCUCAUCAAAAAAUCCUCCAUGUGCAGCAAUGACAGCUUUGCAGAUCCUUGGCAUUCUAGCUGUCAGUUUGUCCAGAUACUCAGGUGACAUGUCACCCCACACUUCCUGUAGCACUUGCCAUAGAUGUGGCUGUCUUGUCGGGCACUUCUUACACACCUUACAGUCUAGCUGAUCCCACAAAAGCUCACUGGGGUUAAGAUUCAUAACACUCUUGGUCAAAUGUCUGUUUCUCUUUGCCCACUCAUACCUUUUUUUCUUUUUCAAAAGUGGCUUUUUCUUUGCAAUUCUUCCCAUAAGGCCUGCACCCCUGAAUCUUCUCUUUACUGUUGUACAUGAAACUGGUAAUGAGCGGGUAGAAUUCAAUGAAGCUGUCAGCUGAGGACAUGUGAGGCGUCUAUUUCUCAAACUAGAGACUCUGAUGUACUUAUCAUCUUGUUUAGUUGUACAUCUGGCCUUCCACGUCUCUUUCUGUCCUUGUUAGAGUCAGUUCUUUGUCUUUGAAGACUGUAGUGUACACCAUUGUAUGAAAUCUUAAGUUUUUUUGGCAAUUUCAAGCAUUGUAUAGCCUUUAUUCUUCAAAACAAUGAUUGACUGAUGAGUUUUUAGAGAAAGCUAUUUUUUUUUGUUGUUGCCAUUUUUGACCUAAUAUUGACCUUUAGACAUGCCAGUCUAUUGCAUACUGUGGCAACUCAAAAACAAACACAAAGACAAUGUUAAGCUUCAUUUAUCAAACCAAAUAGCUUUUAACUGUGUUUGAUAUAAUGGCAAGUGAUUUUCUAGUACCAAAUUAGCAAUUUAGCAUGAUUAUUCAAGGAUAAGGUGUUGGAGUGAUGGCUGCUGGAAAUGGGGCCUGUCUAGACUUGAUCAAAAUCAUCAGUAAUGUCCUGACUUUACUUUGUGAUCAGUUUAAUGCCACUUUGGUGAAUUAAAGUACCAGUUUCCUUCCAAAACAGCAAAAUCUGUACAUUAUUCCAAACUUUUGGCCACCAGUGUAAUUUAUUCAUAAAUCAUAUAUACAUAAUACCACAUUAUUUAUUCUCCCCGCUACUAUAUCAUUUUGUAUGCAUGUGCAAAAUGUGAAAAAUUUUAAUCUACACUUUUACCAAUAUUUUAAGAGGAUUUAUGUUGUUCUUAUUCACACUGAAUGCAUAAAGUAGGCCUACAAGUAAAACCUUUUUUUUUUUUUAAAGAAAACUUUGCUUUGCUAACCUGAGAGCUUUUGAAAAAACUUUCAUGUUAUCGCUAACAUAUAUCCAUUAUUUUAGUUUAUGAUAGGAUUUUACUAUAUUCAUCCCUAGGAGGAAAUUGCAGUUUAGAUUAGAUUCAUAGCAUUUAUUUUUUCUUUAUAUAUUGUUAUGCUACCGUUUAUCAGGUCUCUCCUUUUCGUAAUACUCUUAAGAAUAAUAUAAAGCUUUUUGUUAUUCUGUUUAAUUGUAAAUAUUAUAUCCAUGUUUAUUCAGUAAUCAGCUUUAUUACCUAGAGUAUGUGGCAUAAAUUCACAAGGUUCUUUAUUGAAACCAUCUGACUGAAGCCAUUUGAUCUGACUUUGUAAUUAUGCACUAUACUGUAUACUAUUGCAAUUUACCUAUAAUUUGUUACUUGUGCAGAAUAUAUAAUAGCAUGUAUAAUAAUGCAAAUACAUUAUGGAGUAUCUAUAUCAUCAGUAUCUAUAAUGUAAAUGUAUGCAUAUAUUUUUUAAACAAAAUCUUAAUAUUAAAAUGUUUUA